Messenger RNA from Epithele typhae, 1035 nucleotides. RefSeq lists its product as uncharacterized. Gene Ontology annotation, cellular component: nucleus. Gene Ontology annotation, biological process: regulation of DNA-templated transcription. The transcript has 6 exons. Bases 1 to 1035 code for a protein of 344 amino acids. NCBI's taxonomy places the organism in Eukaryota, Fungi, Basidiomycota, Agaricomycetes, Polyporales, Epitheliaceae. The record is from RefSeq and is a predicted model, not a curated record.
AUGAACGCUAACCUCGAGGAAGCCGCCAACGUCGCGACCGAGUACCUUUCCAGUCUAGAGAACCUGCCGCAGGAGACUGCUUUCAUCCUAGGCGAGAUUCGCUUCCUGGACGACCAAGUAAAAGGCGAGUGCCGAAUGUUCAUCCAUGACAGUCUCGCAAAGAAGACCCACCAGUACUUUUCUCACUCCCUCAAAGCACCCGGGCAAGCCCUGGGUGGCAAACAGGAGGCGAUACCUGGCGCCGUCGCCGCGAUGUACGCGGAACUAGGCGUUCUAUCUAGGGAGAAAGUUGCGCUCGCCACGCGUCUCGUCAAGCUCUUCGAAAGGGCUAUGGCGCGCCUACAGCAUGAUGUCCAGAAGAUUUUGAAGCUCCAGGGUGACGAACCAGGACUGCCUCCCACCAAACACUUUUUGGCCACCGUCGACGACACCGUUCGGCAGCUGGAGAGCAGCUUGCGUGCCGCCGUGACUAGCGCUGUGGCGACUCCUGUUGAGACCCCACCAGCACUAGCGCCCACGGGCCCGCCGCCACCGAAGAAACAGCGCCGGCAGGCGACGACAGUACCGUCGUCGGCCGUCAUCAAGCUGCCGAGCCCGGUGCCGGUCGCGGCGAGCGCGAACAACGGGAGCGCGUCGGGUGUGCAGCGUUCGGGGCUCUCUCGCCAAGUGCACCCGCGGCAGUCACCUGUGCACUCGCGUCGGAAGCAUGCGUCAGCCGGGCCCGAUGACGAGGACGCGGAAGGGGAGGACGACAUGGAGGACGGCGGAGAGGACGGCGCGGACGCGGAAGACCAGGAGCUGUACUGCUACUGCCAGAAGCUCUCGUAUGGCGAGAUGAUCGCGUGCGACAACGAAAGCUGCCGGUACCAGUGGUUCCACCUCUCGUGCAUCAACGUGAAGCCGGGGUCGUCGCUGCCCGACGAAUGGUACUGCGAGGACUGCAGGGCAAAGCUCGGGAUCCAAGACACGUUCACGCCGACGCCGCCAGCAGCGGCGGCCACGAGCGGCGGCCGGAAGGGGCGGAAGAAACAAUGA